This is a messenger RNA of Solanum lycopersicum (tomato), 2512 nucleotides long. RefSeq names its product probable serine/threonine-protein kinase PBL3. Gene Ontology annotation, molecular function: ATP binding; protein kinase activity. The record is from RefSeq and is a predicted model, not a curated record. NCBI's taxonomy places the organism in Eukaryota, Viridiplantae, Streptophyta, Magnoliopsida, Solanales, Solanaceae. Gene Ontology annotation, biological process: protein phosphorylation.
CCCAACGGGCUCUAUAUAUGGGAUGCCCAUUGCUUCUUAUUGUUCGUUGUGAGUAUUUGUUUGAAUUUGAUAUAUUACCAUUUUUUGUGUUCAGGGGAGACUGAGGUACCUUGUUAGAUUUUUGAGUUCUUUUGCUCUGUUUGUUUGGGGACUCGUAGAUGACUGACUUUGUUUGUUAAAUGAUUGCUUAAAGACUAGGCAGGAAGCCUUUAAAUUCGGCUAAGCCCAAUAGCUUUAGCUCAAAUCCUGUAUUUGUAUUAUUUAAUUCAUUCUAUAUGUAUAGAUAAUCUAUUCAAAGUCCAGUAAGCAAAAAAGGACUAAUUGUCGUUCAAAAUCCAUAAACUAAAAAUCUUGGCUCCACCUCUGCAUGUACUACCAUAAAAUUUGAGAGGAAGAUUUUAGUGCAGUUAUUGUUGUUAUAAGAAAGUCUCGGCUGAGACUGAUAAAUGACAUGUUGAGCUGAAUUUUUAGAAUAAGCUUAUAGAAUUGACUAAAUUUGCAAGAAGAUUGAUGGCUAUUGUCAAAGAUGAAAGCUUAUAGGAAAGCGAAAAUAUACAUUUGUCUAUUAAGAUGAUCAGUGCCAAUUGAAAACCGUUAACAUGGAGCUAAUGCUGCAUAUUUUAACGCUCGUGGAAUAGGAUGAUUCCUUUUUUGAAGGUUAUGGGUGAUUCAUUUUUCUCUCACGAAUGAAUCCUUUGACUAGCGUUUUGUGCAUGUUACAUGUGAAGAUAUGUGUGUUUAUAUUCCAACCAUAGUAUCUCCAUUGAUGAAUGCAUAACAGUGGCCAAGCAAAUUAUUUUUCUCAAUCUGUUUGUUUUAUGGAUAUUACUCAUUAACAAACAGUUAAAUGGGAAUCUUUCUUCUGGUUGCCAAUCUUUGUUGCACAUAUGGCAUCUUACUUGCUACUAUAUAAAUGUGAUGCUUGUUGGUAAAUCAAAUAUACUAACUUAAGUGGUGGGUAUGAGAAGAGUUAGAGGUAGAGGUAGACUGAGAAGUAUUAGGGAGAGGUGAUUAGACAGGAUAUGACAUACUUGCAGCUUACCGAGGACAUGUGUCUAGAUAGGAUGGUAUGAAGGGCAAGGAUUCAGGUAGCAGCUUCCGGAGCCUCUAGGAUUCCCAGCAGAACCAGCCAUUCUUCUGUUCUUUCAAGUCUAAGUAUUCCAUCUUAUAGUCGGAAAAGCAGCGCUGAUACUCUUUCUACUCCAAGAUCUGAAGGCGAGAUUUUGUUUUCUCCCAAUGUUAAGUCCUUCUCAUUUAACGAAUUGAAAAGUGCAACAAGGAACUUUAGACCUGACAGUCUUCUUGGCGAAGGAGGAUUUGGUUAUGUUUUCAAAGGAUGGAUUGAUGAACAUACUCUUACUGCUGCAAAGCCUGGUUCUGGAAUGGUCAUUGCGGUCAAGAAAUUGAAGCCAGAGGGUUUUCAGGGUCACAAGGAGUGGGUGACUGAAGUUAAUUACCUUGGCCAACUUCGUCAUCCAAAUCUGGUUAAACUCAUUGGCUAUUGUAUAGAGGGAGAUGAUCGGCUUUUGGUGUAUGAGUUCAUGCCUAAAGGAAGCUUGGAGAAUCAUUUAUUUCGAAGAGGGCCUCAACCUCUUACUUGGUUGACAAGAAUUAAGGUGGCUAUUGGUGCUGCUAGAGGCCUUGCUUUCCUACAUGAUGCUAAAGAACAAGUUAUAUAUCGGGAUUUUAAGGCUUCUAAUAUUCUCUUAGACGGGGAAUUUAAUGCAAAGUUGUCUGAUUUUGGUUUAGCCAAGGCCGGCCCAACUGGUGAUCGCACUCAUGUGUCCACUCAAGUCAUCGGUACUCAGGGCUAUGCUGCUCCAGAAUAUGUUGCUACAGGUCGAUUGACAUCAAAAAGUGAUGUAUACAGCUUCGGGGUUGUAUUGCUUGAACUUUUAUCAGGGCGUCGUGCUCUCGAUAAAAUGAAGGUUGGCGUAGAGCAGAAUCUUGUGGAUUGGGCAAAGCCAUAUCUUGGGGACAAGAGGAGGUUGUUCCGAAUCAUGGACACUAAACUAGAGGGACAGUAUCCUCAGAAAGGAGCAUAUACAGCUGCUAACCUUGCUUGGCAGUGUCUAAGCAACGAGCCUAAGCUAAGGCCGCGGAUGUCUGAAGUUUUGGCUGCUCUUGAACAGCUUCAAGCACCGAAAGGCGUUAACAAAAUAUCUCAGAUUGAGCAUCGAGCCACUUCUAGCUCAGUUCCAGCUUCUCCAUUUAAACACCGUUCAUCACUCAGCGUGACACCCUCUGCGUCUCCAUUAAAGGCCUAUCAUAAGUCGCCACGCGGAAGGUGACUCCAGGAAAAUAAACUUAUAUUUUGUUGUCAUUGUAAAGUUUUCCUAUAUGUAACCAAUUUUGUUGUCUAGAUGCAUUGAUAUGUAGAAUCAACAGAUUGUUUCAACGUAAAAUGUUGGAAAUAUCACUCUGUAACCUAUUGAUUGAUGAGUUAGCUCUUCUGCUCGUUGGGUACAAUUAGUCAUGUUUUCACAUAAUGGGUUUUUUUCUUCUUCUUGAA